This is a messenger RNA of Zymoseptoria tritici IPO323, 615 nucleotides long. RefSeq lists its product as uncharacterized. NCBI's taxonomy places the organism in Eukaryota, Fungi, Ascomycota, Dothideomycetes, Mycosphaerellales, Mycosphaerellaceae. The record is from RefSeq and is a predicted model, not a curated record. The coding region runs from base 1 to 615 and encodes 204 amino acids. Gene Ontology annotation, cellular component: nucleolar ribonuclease P complex. Gene Ontology annotation, biological process: tRNA processing. The transcript has a single exon.
AUGGUCAAGGAAAAAGUCAAAGGACUGAAGGGUGUGCCCAACAAACAUUUGCACGCGCGAAUCUCCUUCCUGCACCAGGCCGCCGAGUAUCUGAGCUCACAUACCUCUGGAGGCGAACGGCCAGACGCUGGACCAUCAGACGGUUCGUCGGAAGCACAGCCGGAUGACCGAGACACCGCAGUGAAGCACCUUGGCUCGAUCUCUUCAAACAACGACCGCGAUUCCAAACACAGUACAGAUGAUCUCGCAGCUCCUCCGCUCAUCACCCCGGGCAUGCCAUCAUACAUGUGCUCGCAGCUACGACAAGUGGCGCUGAAGUCUCAGAUUCGCUUGCUACCUGAGAUCAAGCGCGCAUACUGUAAAAGGUGCAAUGCUUUCCUGGUUGAGGGUCAGAACUACCAUCGUUCUAUGGAGAACCUAUCUCGCGGCGGAAAGAAGCCACACGCAGAUAUCACAGUAUUCGAGUGCGGCGUCUGCGGUGCGAAGAAGCGGUUCCCAAUCACGGGCGCCAAGCAAAGACGUAAGGGCGACAGGCAGAGUACGCGAGCAACUGUCGAGAUCUCAGAAGCAGAAAGAAACGAAUCAUUGCCAUUGUCAAUGCCUGCCGCGACUUGA